Ficedula albicollis (Collared flycatcher) is the source of this 970-nucleotide messenger RNA. Its product is annotated as caldesmon-like. The transcript has 8 exons. The coding region runs from base 74 to 940 and encodes 288 amino acids. NCBI's taxonomy places the organism in Eukaryota, Metazoa, Chordata, Aves, Passeriformes, Muscicapidae. The record is from RefSeq and is a predicted model, not a curated record.
UUGUCAGUGGGCAGCUAUGCACUGACAAGAGCCUUGUUUGUUCUUGUGUCUCAACACAAUCUGAAAACUUACAAUGAUUGAGCAACUCAUUGCUGCAAUUUGCACUCUUUAUGGCGUUGGUUAUUCAGGAUAUUACCUGAGUAAUCUGGGGUGUCACCUGAGACGUGUAUUCAGAGAUGCUGCUCGUGAGAGCACAGAACCAACAGCAGACUCUCCUCUGGUUCCCACUGCUCCUGGAGCAGAGGCCAAAGAUGAGGCCAAAGACGACCACAAGCCUCCAGCUGUGCUCACAGCACAGCCUGAAUAUUCCGAGCUGGCCCUUCUGGAGAGAGAGAAUGAGCAGAUUGCUUUAUCAGAUGUGGCAUGCCAGACUCAGGGAGUGCUGUUCCCAGCCCGAGAGCAGGAAGAGCAGCUCAGGCAGCGAGCAGAGGAGCAGCAGGAGGAUGGCCAGAACAUCAAGGCAGAGCCACAAGCAGAGCUGCCCAAAGCUCAGAUUGCCAUCAUGACAGUGAAGAGGAGGAACAAGGAAGACAUGAGAAUAAUUCAAUAUCACCGGAGUCUCCAUCGACAGAGGGGUGAUCAAGAAAACCAGGUGAAGAACUUUAAGGAGAAGCUGCAGGCAGAGCUGCAGGAAGCUGAGGCUCGGCUCAAGGCAAAGGAGAAGAGGCUGGAGGAAGAAAUGAAAAUCGUCAAAGAGAAAAUUCAUCAUCUCCUUAGGAAGCAAGAGGCUCUAGAAAAUCGAGUGAAAGUGUUGACAUCUCACCUGCCAGCCUGCAAAGACUUCCAGGAAAUGACCAGAAACAAAGAGACCCGUGGUCGGUGUGAGGCAGGGGAGCUGUCCCAGUCGGAUAUGCUGCAGGUUUGGAACAUCCUGAAGAUGCUGCAGGAAAAGAGAACUCAGUGGGAAGAGGCAGAACACUUGAACAAGGAGCUGCAGUGAUUAUUGUGUGCUGCCUUUGCCUUGAGAAUA